Nannospalax galili (Upper Galilee mountains blind mole rat) is the source of this 2157-nucleotide messenger RNA. It is a transcript of the gene Prdm13, whose product is annotated as PR/SET domain 13. Gene Ontology annotation, cellular component: nucleus. Lineage: Eukaryota; Metazoa; Chordata; Mammalia; Rodentia; Spalacidae. Gene Ontology annotation, molecular function: protein binding. The record is from RefSeq and is a predicted model, not a curated record.
AUGCCCGCCGGAGUCACUCCAACGGAGGACACACGUCGGGGCGCGGCUCUUCCUGCAGCACUCGGCUUCGGGUUCUGUCACUCGCGCCCUGCCUGGACCCGGCGCGCGGCGCGCCCGAGCGACUGCCUGGCGGCGGUGGCAACAAUGCACGGAACCUCCCGCGCUCCGGCCACAAGCGUCAACGCCGACUGCUGCAUCCCGGCGGGUUUGCGCCUCGGACCGGUGCCUGGCACCUUCAAACUGGGCAAAUACCUGUCAGAUCGCAGGGAGCCAGGGCCCAAGAAAAAGGUUCGAAUGGUGAGAGGGGAGCUGGUGGACGAGUUGGGGGGCUCCCCUCUGGAGUGGAUAGGGUUAAUCCGGGCAGCCAGGAAUCCCCAGGAACAGACUCUGGAAGCUAUUGCAGAUUUACCAGGAGGACAGAUCUUCUAUCGAGCAUUACGAGAUGUCCAGCCAGGGGAGGAGCUGACUGUGUGGUAUUCUAACUCCUUGGCUCAGUGGUUUGACAUCCCCACAACCGCGACUCCGACUCAUGAUGAGAAAGGGGAGGAGCGCUACAUUUGCUGGUACUGCUGGAGGACGUUUAGAUACCCCAACAGUCUCAAAGCACACCUGCGUUUCCACUGCGUUGUCAGUGGCGGCGGGACCCGCGCCUUCCUGCACCAGGAGCACGCGGUUCGCCCAGGCGCUGGCCCGGUGGAAGGCGUCGGCCUCUCUCCGAAAUCCGCUGCUUUGGACUUCAGCGUGCCGGCCCAGGCAGGCCAUUUGAGGCCCCAACUACAGGCCCCUCAGCUCUCCGAGGCCUGCGGGGCGCGGGAGAGCAUCAAGCGCGAAGCAGCCUCCGCGCCCCCGUCGCCCCUGGGCAAGUGGGGACCCCCCAAGAAGGGCAAGUCCCAGCCAGAGCGCGCCCUCGAUGUGAGCCGGGCAGCCCGACCACACAGCCACUUCCUCGGCUUCGUGGGCGACUCCUCAGCGAGGAGCGGCGGGCUGGCUUUCUACCCCGGCGUGCGCUCCGCUUUCAAACCCGCCGGCUCGGCCCUGGCGGUCUCGCAGGGCGACCCGUACGGAGAGGAGCGCGGCAGCAAGCCGGGGCCCGCCUUGGCCCUGGGCAAGCUGCUGGGCGGGGGUCUGGUGAGCGGGCGCCCCGGCAGUGGGGAGAGCCCGGCAGGCCACCACCACCCCAAGUGUCUGCUCGCGGGGGAGCCGCCGCCGCCAGGCCUGCAUUGCCCGGGGACCCUGCGCGGCUUUCCUCUGCUCCCAGGCCACCCGGAAGAGGCUUCGGCCUUUAAGCACGUGGAGCGCGCCCAGCCAGCCGCCGCGCGCUUCGCGCCGCUGCCCGCGCCGGGGCUGCCGCUGGAGCGCUGCGCACUGCAGUCCCUGGAUACAGGGCUGAAGGCCUACCCCGCGGGCGAGUGCAGCCACCUACCCGCCGUCAUGCCGGCCUUCACUGUGUACAACGGGGAACUACUCUACGGCUCGCCCCCCGCCGCCUAUUACCCGCUCAAGCUGCACUUCGGCGGGCUGCUCAAAUACCCAGAGACCAUCUCUUACUUAAGUGGGCAGGCGGCGGCCGAGCUGGGCUCCCUGGCCAGCAUAGACCGUGAGAUCGCCUUGCACACGCAGCAGCUGUCGGAGAUGGCUUCGGGGAAGGGCCGCGCUCGUCUGGACGCAGGGGCACUGCCUCCCACCGUGGUGGCGCCGGGUGCGGGGGGCGCCAGUGGGAGCACCGCGGCGGGCAAGCCCAAGACCGGCCACUUGUGCCUCUACUGCGGCAAGCUGUACUCGCGCAAGUACGGGCUCAAGAUCCACAUGCGGACGCACACGGGAUACAAGCCCCUCAAGUGCAAGGUGUGCCUGCGUCCCUUUGGCGACCCCAGCAACCUCAACAAGCAUAUCCGCCUGCACGCCGAGGGCAACACGCCCUACCGCUGUGAGUUCUGCGGCAAGGUGCUGGUGCGCCGCCGGGACCUGGAACGUCACGUCAAAUCUCGCCACCCGGGUCAGAUACUGCUCGCCAAGGCGGGUGACGUCCCGGGCGUGGAGCCGGGCUAUGCCCUGGAGCCCGGGGAUCCCGAGAGCGACGACAGUGACGUGGACGUCUGCUUCACGGAUGACCAGAGCGAUGCUGAGGCUGGGGGCUGCGGCGAGCGCGAGUCCUAA